UUUACUCUCUUUUACAUUGGUUUAUAUAAACCAUAUUUCAGGUAUAUGAAGUAUAUGAAGAAAAGAUUUCAGUGAAUUUUGUGUUGAAGAUGCAUUAUGACAUUUUACAUGAGAACUAAAGGAUUUUCCAGGCGUGGACGCACUAUGCCACCCCCAAUGCAACACAGAAGCCGAUCGGUUACACUGGAAAGUGCUGUUCAACCCGUUACGUCACUUUCUACCUUAACUAAUAAUAAGGAAUGUUCUGUUUGUCUCUCAGAUCAAACACUUUUCAUUCUGCAAGUUCCGGAACACUUGUACGAAUAAAUAGUCCACCUAUACACUUUAACUCUCCAACCAUGCCAUUCCAAUCCACUGAGCCCCACCAUGAAGCCUAUAUGUCCCUGACGAAGGGACUGAAAGAGCUGAACUUUGAGGAUCCCUCUGUCCCAUGUGACCUAUUGCUGACUGGAGAUCAAGCCUUUCCUUUGGCAAUGAACAGCCAAGGCCAGGUUCUGAUGGCUGUUUCUCUGUAUGGCAGUGGAAGGAUUGUGGUGCUGAGUCAUGAGACCUACCUGUACCUCUUUCCCACUCUGGUAGAAAACGCUCUGACAUGGUUGACAGGGGAUGGCUCCAACAACCAAGUGGGGGUCCAACAAAAUCUCAAGGCAGUGGCUGAUAGGCUCAAUAAAUCCAAAUUCCAAGUAAAAGUUGUGGGAGAUUUUAGUAACAACCUUGGGGUUGGUGUGUAUGUGACAGACGCCUACAGCGUGGGUAAAGACCCAAAGGACCUGGUGGCAUUUCUGAAAGCUGGAGGAGGAGUGUUGAUUGCAGGUCAAGCUUGGAACUGGGCUGCAAAUCACCCAAAGGAAAAUGUUAUAAUUGAUUUUCCAGGAAAUAAAGUCUCAAGUGUGGCAGGAAUUUACUUCUCUGACAUUUAUGGCCAGACAGAAAUCCUGCCUGUGUACCCACAGAUCCCAUCCUCCUGGAAGGCUUUGAGAGUUGGUAAGGACUUCAGAGGUGACUUGGAGUUCCUACUCAAGGGAAUUUCAGAGUUGAACAUUGCAAAGGGGUUUGUGGCUUCUGAGGUUUUGGUCCAUGGGCCUCUCUCCUUCCCUGUGGGUACCACAGAGGAUGGACGGACAUUUCUGGCAGGGGCCUACUAUGGAAAAGGAAGAGUUGUUGUAGUUUCACAUGAAGGACAACUGAAAAUAGAGACCAUGGCUCCUUUUUGGAACAACGCCAUCAACUGGUUGGAUGAAAACCGUAAAGGCGUCAUUGGCGUUUCUCCAGAUCUUGAUCAAGCCUUCACCCUCUACAGGAAGUCAGGGUUUAACUGUACAAAGACAACGUUCAGGAAAGAUCUGAGUGUGUUUGUGUGCACAGCGUACACUGAGGAAAAUGAAAAGGAAAUCCAGGACUUUGUAGCAGAGGGAGGAGGCCUGCUCAUUGGUGGACAUGCGUGGUGGUGGGCAUAUACACACCCAAACCCAAUGACUGACUUCUCAGGGAAUAAAAUCCUGAACAAGAUGGGCUUAAGCCUGUUGGAGAAGACGAUUGAGGAAGGUUCCUACAAGGUUCCUGAUCUCACUCAGUCUAAAUCCCACUUCUGCUAUCUUCUACGCCGUGUUGCUGCUCAUGUCAUCAAAGGGGAAGCACUGACAAAGUAUGAGGAGCAAAGCCUUAAGAAACUGGGUUCUGACUGUGCCAGCUAUCUGCAGAUAAAGGCUUGUGACUGCUACUCCUAUGCACUGGUGGUGUCGACGCUCACUGACAUCCUGAAAAAGUCAGGCAUAUCACAGGUAAAUGAGAAAACCCCUGCAAAGAAUCCCAGAGAUCACUUUCUCCUCAGUGUAGUGACUGAGGUGUUUAGGGCUUGUCCACAUCCUGAUGCCGUCCUGCCGUACCUGAUCAAGGAAAACGUGGAAAUGCCAGUUGUCAAUAACAAAAGGAUCAAGAUUAAUGUUAAUACAGCAGGAAACGAGGAAUGGAUCAGUACAGGGCUCUACCUGUUUUCUGGUAUGAAGACAUAUAUGAUUUGUCCUGCAGAGAUCACCAACAAAGGAUGGACGAUCCAGAUUGGCUGUCAAACUGACUUUCUGGAUGCUGAGGAGUUGUGCAGAGCUCCAUGUGUGUGUGAAGAGUUUUCUGUGAGCACAGAUGUGAUGCAGGUGUGCAACCUCUGGGGGGGGCUCCUCUACCUGGUGGCCCCACCCAACACUAAAGUAGAGAGCGUGGAGGUCAUUGUGCAGACUGCUGUACUUGCACCUUAUUAUAAAUUUGGUGAGACAACAGCAGCUGACUGGUUGCUGCUGCGUACGGCUCCCUCACCGUGGGCAGAGCUGGAGUUUGAGAACAUCAUCCUCACUGUACCAUCAGAGGCUGUCCGGGAUCUGGAUCGUCCUGAUGAGGUCGCAGCUCACUGGAAUAAAGUCAUGAGGGCCAUCGCUGACCUGGCUGCUAUACCACACAAGUUCCCUCGCAAAGAACGCUUUGUAACAGAUGUGCAGAUUUCACAUGGUUGGAUGCAUUCAGGUUAUCCCAUCAUGGCGUUUAGGAGCGUUGCGAAGGACUUGCUCCGUGUUCAAGACAUGUGGGGUCCAAUUCAUGAGCUAGGACACAAUCAGCAGAGAGGCUGCUGGGAGUUCCCACCACACACCACAGAGUGCACAUGUAACCUGUGGUCGGUGUAUGUGCACGAGGAGGUGCUGGGAAUCAACAGGGCUCAGGCUCACUCACACUUGACUGUAGCAGAACGAACCACACGCAUAGAGAAGUAUGUAAGGAGGGGAAGGGAUCUGAACAAGUGGGAUGUGUGGGUGGCUCUGGAGACUUACCUGCAGCUCCAGGAGAGGUUUGGCUGGGAUGCCUUUAAGAAGGUGUUUGCUGCCUACCAUACCAUGUCCAACGUUCCCGGUGACAACAAUGGAAAGAUGAACCUGUACGCUGAGACCUUCUCUCAGACUGUGCAGCUGAACCUGUGUGGAUUCUUCAAGGCCUGGGGCUGGCCCAUCGAAGCCUCCACUGAGCAGAAGCUGUCCAACCUGCCUCCCUGGACCGACCACCCGUUGGUCAAGUAUGGCUGAACUGUGUUCUGCUGCUGCUGAAUUACUGUAGUAGUUAAAUGAGGACUAAAUUCUCAAUGGAUGUUUAGGGAAAUUCAACAUUAUUCAAUGAAAUCGAAUAGUUUUUUUUAACACACAAUGAUUAUGUUUGACAUGGGGAGAAAAUGUCGUUACCAAAAUAACAAGACCUCUAAUUUCUGUCAUGUUGACUCUAUUAACCUCUAAUAAACUAAUCUAAUAAACUAAACAGCACUGAAUUAGUUGGCAUUUACUGAGUGUGUACUAUGUACUACUACUACUACUACUACUACUAGUACUACUACUACUAAUUAGUUCUCAUAUAUGUAUUUGUGUACUUUAUUAUGGGUAACACCGUCACCUCACAGCAAGAAGGUUCUGGGUUCGAUUCCCGGAGGCGGCCCUGGUGCCUUUCUGUGUGGAGUUUGCACGUUCUCCCCGUGCUUGCGUGGGUUCUCUCCGGGUUCUCCGGCUUCCUCCCACAGUCCAAAAAUGUGCAUUAGGUUGAUUGGACUCUCACCAUUGCCCGUAGGUGUGAGUGUGUGUGUAAAUGGUUGUCUGUCUCUGUGUACCCUGCCUCUCGCCCAUAGCCAGCUGGGUUAGGCUCCAGCACCCCGUGACCCCGCAUUAGGGAAUAAGCGGCUUGGAAAAUGGAUGGAUGGAUGCAUUUUAAAGUCAGGAUUUGCAAGCAAAGUGUCUUAGUGUUUAGUUCGUGGCUACUGACAAGAUGAAAUCCAGAGUGUGAGCGCUUUUCAGCUAAAUUGUGAUCACACUUCUCAGCCUCCCCAGGAAGCUAGAGGACCUGAUCUCAUUAGAGCAGAGCACUUGAAGUUUGCAAGUCCCAAGGUGGCAGCAUUACUAGCCAUCUGUCAAUCUGCAUGACUCACGGGAUGCUCCCAGAUACCUUGCUCGCCAUUACCCUGGUGCCUGUUAUUAAGGAUAAAACUGGGAAAGUGGGUUUGUCUGAUAACUAUAGGUCUAUUACUUUAGCAAGUGUCAUUCCUAAAGCCCUGGAAAUAAUAUUACUAGACUGAAUAAAUGUGUAUAUUGGAACCACUGACAAUCAAAAUGGGCUCUAUAGUUGGGACACUCUGAUCAAUCAUUUCAUGUAUGCUGAUGACUUGGUUAUUCUGUCUCCUAGCAGUGCAGGUUUUAAGCAACUACUGUAUUGAAUAUUUGCUCAGAGUAUGGUUCUAAAUAUGAUGUUGUAUAUAAUGCUAAGAGGAGCAUGGUGAUGAGAUUUAGGACGGAGGAAGACAAAGAUUCAUGUUUUCCUGAGUUCUGUUUGUCUGGGAAAUCAUUGCAGGUAUGUAGCAAGAUUAAAUAUCUGGGGCACCUGAUCUGCUGGCAGAUGACGAUAUUGCAAGGCAGUGUCAUGUGUUAUACGCUAAAGGUAACAUGUUGGUUUGAAAAUUUCAUCUGUGUUCAGACCCUGUGAAAAUCAAUCUCUUUAAAACAUAUUGUACCCCUCUGUAAAGCACAGAUGUGGAUUCAGUACAAAAGUCAUCCAUGCAUAAAAUACAGGUAGCGUAUAAUGACUGCUUUAGGAUGUUGUUGGGUAAGCCCAGGUAUUUCAGUGCUAGUGAACUGUUUUGUAAUGCAGAUGUAAGCUCAUUUCAAGCCCUGCUAAGGAAGCUAAUGAUUACAUUUGGUAAUCAGGUUGACAAUUCCAAAAAGCACAAUAUGAAGCUGCUCUCAGAACCAUACUUCAAUGCGGUAAGAUAUUAUUUGCCCUUUCUGAAACACUGGUAUAGCUUGAUUAUGAUUUUAUAUAUCUAUAUGAUCGUAUAUA
Molecule: messenger RNA, 4854 nt
Organism: Betta splendens (Siamese fighting fish)
Lineage: Eukaryota; Metazoa; Chordata; Actinopteri; Anabantiformes; Osphronemidae
Product: TRPM8 channel-associated factor homolog
Exons: 11
Coding region: 240-3065 (941 amino acids)
Source: RefSeq, a predicted model, not a curated record